Lates calcarifer (barramundi perch) is the source of this 3113-nucleotide messenger RNA. RefSeq names its product pre-mRNA splicing regulator USH1G. Gene Ontology annotation, biological process: sensory perception of sound; equilibrioception; sensory perception of light stimulus. NCBI's taxonomy places the organism in Eukaryota, Metazoa, Chordata, Actinopteri, Centropomidae. Gene Ontology annotation, molecular function: protein binding. The coding region runs from base 338 to 1771 and encodes 477 amino acids. The transcript is spliced from 3 exons. The record is from RefSeq and is a predicted model, not a curated record.
GUUUUAUUCAGUAUGAAAUAACUUGAAUUAAUCCAAAUUGUUUUUACAAUGCUAGGUAGGCUAAUGGAUUCUCUUUCAUUCAAACGUAACAAACAUGUCAGAGUUAUCAUCAAUAUGCUAUCGUUGCCCCGCCCCUCCCUGACAACCAGCACGCCUCUUUUUCAUCUCCUAGCAACCAGUCCGCCAGCUCUCUCUGUCCCUCUCCACAGGCUCUCUGCCCGCUCCGGACACGCCGCGUCCCGGACUAAAAGUUGCCUAAAAAGCGGGGCAAAACCUCCAGACCCUCUAUGGAACCGAAGCCAGAGUGAGCCGGGCUUUCGAAGCCGAAGGCGCCGCCAUGAACGAUCGGUACCACCGGGCGGCCAGUGACGGCUACCUGGACGUGCUGAAGGAGGCCACACGGAAGGAGCUGAACGCACCGGACGAAGAUGGGAUGACACCGACCUUAUGGGCUGCUUACCACGGCAACCUGGAGGCGCUCCGGCUCAUCGUGGGGAGAGGAGGGGACCCAGACAAGUGUGACAUCUGGGGGAACACACCACUUCACCUGGCAGCUGCCAACGGCCACCACAACUGCCUGUCCUUUCUGGUGGCUUUCGGUGCCAACGUGUGGUGUCUGGACAAUGACUACCACACACCGCUGGAUAUGGCUGCCACCAAAGGCCACAUGGAUUGUGUUCGUUACUUGGACUCCAUCGCUGCCAAGCAGAUUACCCUCAACCCAAAGCUGGUCAGCAAACUUAAGGACCGGGCUUUCCGCGCCGCCGAGCGCCGGAUCAAAGAGUGCGCAAAGCUUCAGAAGAAGCACCGAGAGCGUAUGGAGAGGAAGUUUAUGAAGGAAUCCGUGGCUUUAGACAACAUGGAUGCUAUUAGCUUUUCUAGCUACACCAGCAGCAGCACACUGAGUCGCAAGUUCAACACUGUCACCUCCAACAUGCCAUACUCGCAGGCCACUCUGCACUCCACAGCCAAGGGCAAGGCCAAGAUACAGAGGAAGCUGGAGAAGAAGAAACAGGUUGAUGGAACGUUCAAGAUCUACGAGGACGGGAGGAAAAGUGUGCGCUCGCUGUCUGGCCUGCAGCUAGGCAACGAUGUAAUGUUCCUUAAACAGGGCACCUACGCCAACCCCAAGGAGAGGUCACGCCUCAACAUACGCGACAUGUUCCCCCGUGACAAUGAUGACGAUGCAGACACUGUCUCCCGUGCCAUGAGCGACCCGGGCCUCCAUGAGGCUGCAUAUUCAGAGAUUAGCGCUGACUCCGGUCGUGAUUCACUGUUCACCCGACCUGGGCUUGGCACCAUGGUUUUCAGGAGGAACUACAUGAGUGGGGGCAUGUUUGGGAUUGGGACACGGGAUGAGGGGAGUGUCGCAGGGAGUGAACCUGUGGGCCGGGCGCCUAAUGUUCGUCUGCGAGGACAUCUGCCGCGACGCUCACCCAGUUUUGACGAGGACAGCAUCGGAAGUGCCUUGAGCCUUCAAGAAAGAAACCUGCAGGAGUUGCCUUGGGAGGAGGCUGAUAUUGAGCUGGAUGAGGACAUGGAGCCAGAAAACAGUCCUCUUGAGACAUUCCUGGCCUCGCAGAGCCUCGGUGAAUUCCUGCAGAUCUUCAGGAGAGAGAAGAUCGACCUGGAGGCUCUGCUACUUUGUUCAGAUCAGGACCUCUCUAGCAUUCACAUCCCUUUGGGCCCCAGGAAAAAACUGCUGGAUGCCUGCAAGAGACGCCUGGACACCUUAGAUGGACCAGAAGCCAUUGAAGACACUGAACUUUGAAGGUCAGUGCCGAGAAAUAUAUAUUUUAUUUUAAAAGUGAAGCACCAGUCUGCACCACUCAUUCCUACCAGAUAAGACAUAAGCUACUGUGUUUGCAUGCAUCAGCAUAGCUCUUAGAUCCCAUUUACUAAGGAUGACCAACAUCGCAGAAUUAUGAGGAUAUGAAUCAGAGUGUGGAUGACAUUUGUUAGUGUUAAAAAUACAGUUAUUAAUAAGAAUAAUAAGUUUAUUAGCUACAAUAUUAAUCAACUAAUUGCUGCAGCUCUAAACAGAGAGUAGUACAAGUAAGUGUUAGUAUUAUAUAAUUAGCCACUUCUAAUAAGCUAUAAUAGCUAUAAUAAGUAUCAGUAUAGGUAUCAAUAUCAGUGAGUCUGUCCUGGUCUUACUCUCCAUCAUGGGAAUAUGAUUUUUUUUUUUUUUUGUCAUAUUUUCCCCUCUGACUCCCAGUGUGGCUCCACCCAACUUCAACCAAAAAACACCUGUGUGGGUGUGCAAAAGAAAAAGAACCUUUUUCAUAUGAAACUCCACAAGACCAGACACCUGUUUACUGGCUAAAUAGCACCAUCUUGUGGCCUUUUGGGAUAUAACAAGAUGAGGUUUAAGAGCCGGAUGAUCUAAAGCCAUUUUAGUAACAUGACACUUGUGUUAAUAUUUCAUUACACACUUAGAGUACAGUCAUGUAUAAUAUUAUUUUGUCUGUAUAUUCACAGGAUAAAGUUACAGUAAUGUUGUUAUGCGUACUUGAUGCCAGUUCCAUGUAAUGUUAUUGUUCCCCUGUGGAGGCAACAUGGAUUCUCAGCAUCUGAUAGAGACUUAGAAAAGAAGUAAUGAACAUUUUAUGGGAAAAUUUUGCCACAUAUGCAGACACAUGGACACACAUUCUGUAUUGUGUUUGUAUGGAUAAUCAGUGAAAUUUAGUCCAAUUGUUACUGUGACACCUUGUUAUCUCUGCAUAAUGUAUUAAUUAACAUAUUAGUGAAUGUACCUAAAUAUUGUUGUUUAUUAUGUCUUCUUUGUACCGUUUUCUUACUUUGAAUAUGUUGUUUUACUCCUUGGCACAUACACAAAUGUAACUAUACAUUUUUGACCGACUGACUGACUUUUGCUCUACAAACACUGUUGCAAUAGCAAAAACAAUGGGGUGUCACUGUGAGGUUACGUAUGUGUGUGCUAGAUAACACUGUUAUCUUGGGUUGCUCUUUGGUUUCACUGGAGGUUUGUCUGCCUGUGCACUUGAGAGAAUGGCUGUGCAUGAAUGUACAUUUUUAUGUUGGCAAAAUCAGUUUUUGUAAUAAUCAUCUUAAGAUGUCCUCACAAGCAUAAUUAUCUUUUAUUAGAAUAA